CCAAAGAUUUGUUGGAUUUGAGGAGUCCAGGAUGUGCUGACCAGUUCUGUCUGCAUGGACUCUCCUUGUGUCUCUGAUGCAUCACUGUAGACACUGAGCUUACCAAGUGUACCUGCUCCAAAACAAGAAGGAAGCCUGUCUGUCUCUUCCUGUUCAGAGUACAUGAAGAUAUUCCACAUUUAGCACAAGCUUCAGCUAGGAACUCCAUCCAGGAUGUCCAAAAGGUGCAGGCUCCAGUUACAGCACAGCACAACAGAAGAUUCCUAUUGUGAGACACACCUGGAGCCAUUAGAGCUGUUCUGUGAUGAUGACCAAGUCACACUGUGCAGCAAGUGCCUGCAGGCACAGGACCAUGAGCACCAUGCGGUAUAUAGUGUACAGGUGGCUGCUGAAAAGUACAGGAAAUUAUUCCAAGAAAUAUUGAAUCUACUGAGGGAGAAAGUUGAAGUCGCUAAAAGUAUAUUGGCUGAUGAGCAAGAAAGAAUGAUGAUGAUUCAGGAAGAGCAGCGGAAUUUUAAAGUGAUAAUUGAGUCUGAAUAUAGGAUAAAGUUCCAGCUAUUGAGAGAAGAGAAUGAGAUGAAAUUUCUGAGACUCCAAGGAUGCAAAUUUGACUUGAACAUGAGAGAAGCUAAUCAGAAUCAUUUGAUGAGACUUGCUACAGAGGUAGAGGAGAAAUCCCAGAAAAUGCUACAGAGACUGGACUCUUGGGGGAGAGAGAACAUGAAUAAACUGAAGGAGAGUGAAGCCAAGGUUUCUGAACACCUUUGCAGCCUCCGAGAGCUCACCACAGAGCUGGAGAAGCAGUGUGGGCAUCCUGCCGCAGCCUUGCUCCAGAAUGCAAGAUACUGUUUGGAAAGAAAUGAGUCACUACUUCUUCAGUCCCUAGUGCCUGCUCGUAUCACACACCUGAGUUUAUGUCAAAUAAAAAGAAUGACCAAAAUGCUAACAGUUCACAGAAAACAUAUAACUUUGGAUCCUAAAACAGCUCAUCCCUGCCUGGCCUUUUCUGAAGACUUGAGAACUGUGAGAUUUGGAAAUAUCCAGCAGGAUGUCCCUGGAAACCCAGGGAGGUUUGACUUCAGUGCUUCUGUGUUGGGUGCAGAAAGCUUCAGCUCAGGAAAGCACUACUGGGAGGUAGCUGUGGACAAGGCAACACAGUGGCAGUUGGGUGUGUACAGAGACUGCUCUGCAGACAACAAGGACAACAUGCCUGAAGCAUCUCCAGAUAAAUUCUUACUCAUAGGAUCCAUGAUGGGUCCCGAUUACACCUUCUGGGUCUUUCCCCCUUUAAAAAAGAUCCACUUGCAAAAAGAAAUGCAAAAAGUUGGAGUUUUCUUGGACUAUGAAAAUGGGCACAUAUCAUUCUACAAUGUGACAAAGAGAUCCCUCCUUUAUAAUUUCUCUCGUCUUGGGUUCCAAGGAGCUCUCAGGCCUCUAUUUUCUCUUUGUAUUCCAAAUGGAGACAUAAAUUCAGACUCUCUUACUAUCUGCCCCCUUCCUGUUUCUUCCUGAAAUGUCAAUAUUAGCACUAAGAUCACAAGAGACCAGAAAGUUAAG
Molecule: messenger RNA, 1557 nt
Organism: Heterocephalus glaber (naked mole-rat)
Lineage: Eukaryota; Metazoa; Chordata; Mammalia; Rodentia; Bathyergidae
Gene: Triml2
Product: tripartite motif family like 2
Molecular function (GO): zinc ion binding; protein binding
Source: RefSeq, a predicted model, not a curated record